This is a messenger RNA of Juglans microcarpa x Juglans regia, 794 nucleotides long. Its product is annotated as 50S ribosomal protein L12, chloroplastic-like. The transcript has a single exon. Lineage: Eukaryota; Viridiplantae; Streptophyta; Magnoliopsida; Fagales; Juglandaceae. Gene Ontology annotation, biological process: translation. Gene Ontology annotation, molecular function: structural constituent of ribosome. The coding region runs from base 64 to 633 and encodes 189 amino acids. Gene Ontology annotation, cellular component: ribosome. The record is from RefSeq and is a predicted model, not a curated record.
CUCCCCCUAUCCUAUCCUCCUUUUUCCUCUCUACUCUUUCGCUCUCUCUUUCUGGGACAGGAAAUGGCGAGCACUCUCUCCACAUUCACGCUCCGGUGCCCCUCUUAUUCUACCACCUCGCCAUCUCCUUAUCCUACACACAACCCCAAGCCCAACCUCCUCCACUUCCCCUCUACCUCUACUUCUAGCCUCACCCACCGUUGCACCCAUGUCCGUCCUGUCUCCGCCGUGUCCGCCCCCGAGAAGAUCGAGAAGCUCGGCGCCGACAUUUCCAGCCUUACCCUUGAAGAGGCCAGAACCCUAGUCGACUACCUCCAGGACAAGCUCGGCGUCUCCGCCGCUUCCUUCGCCCCAGUCGCCGGCGUCGCAGCCGCACCAGGAAUUGCCGCCGGAGACGCCCCAGCGGCCGUAGAGGAGAAGACCGAGUUCGACGUGGUGAUCGAGGAAGUACCCAGCAACGCGAGGAUUGCGGUGAUCAAGGCUGUGAGGGCUCUGACUAGCCUGGCGUUGAAGGAGGCUAAGGAGCUCAUCGAGGGUUUGCCCAAGAAGUUCAAGGAGGGAGUGUCCAAGGACGAGGCAGAUGAGGCCAAGAAGCAGCUUGAGGAGGCUGGGGCUAAGAUCGCCAUUGUUUAAAUUUUACUUUUGUUUUUCGACUGGUAAUUCGAGGUUAGUUGGUAGACAUGUUGUUCAUUGGGCAGUAUAGUGAAAUGUGAUUGAUUUUGUUCUCAACUGAAUGGGUAUUUAACACUGUAAUGAAACUGGGUUCCGCUUCUUGAAUGGCAGUGUUUUCCCAA